Molecule: messenger RNA, 1530 nt
Organism: Hyaloscypha bicolor E
Lineage: Eukaryota; Fungi; Ascomycota; Leotiomycetes; Helotiales; Hyaloscyphaceae
Exons: 1
Coding region: 1-1530 (509 amino acids)
Source: RefSeq, a predicted model, not a curated record
AUGGGGAAACAGUACGUGCUAGAUUGCAUACCUGGCUGUCAGUGCUCUCCGUUGCCGUUCUCCCUCCUCUACGUAUCGCGCUCCGUUUCGGAGGAGGUGAUGCGCAUUCUCUACUCCGAGAACACGUUUACCAUCAGCCGAAGCGACUUGUGGGGUUUGAAACCUCUACGAAAUCUAAGCACAAAUGCCCUGUCGUGCCUCCGCUCUAUAACGGUCCGCCUGAAUAAUUGCGAAUGUGUCUACGGACCUAGUCUCCGUAUGCAAGAUUGUGAGGGCACAGAGUUUCCAGGCCUGCUCCCAUGUCAUCCGCUAUGUCGAACCCUCGGAAUCCACGAUAAACCUCUACAAAAGCGAGCGAGGCAGCAUGCAGCCAUUUUAAGAGAAUGGCAACAAGUGGUUGGCAGAAUGGCUGCCCAUUGCCGGCCAGGUGUGCUACGCCUGGAUUUGGUUUGCGAUACUGGGGAUGUGUUGACAGCGAAAGUCCACUUGGAGUCACUUUCUAGCCUUCCGAAAGUCAGAGCUUGCUCCAUUCGUCUGAGCCAGAGUCCGGGCUGGGAACUUUCCGCUCUCGCAAGACAAACUGCCACUCAGCUCCUUGUUGGCCAAUCACAAGAAAAGGCACAGGACAACAAGCAAAGGCCGUACCAACUCCCACCGGAGAUUUUGACAAGCAUUCUCCAUCACUCAGAGCUCGUUGCACCAUAUGACUUGGAGUGGCGAUCUGACAAGGGAUUGGUGCCUUUUGACUGCUGUAAGAAAUGUACAGCAACGCUGGAUUGUUGUGCGUGCUCAUUUUAUCAUGGUGCCUACUCUUCUACGUGCACCUGCUGGAGGUUACCCCUGUCCAUCUUCCUUGUUAGUCAUCAAGUGUACGAUAUUGCCAUGUCGAUCUUCUACCAGCGAAAUCCCUUUAUCAUCCUUCCCCAAGGUGGACGACUGGACGACUUGGGUUCUUGCAAUAUGGCUAUGCCCGCGCUCACAAGCUUUCUUCAGAGGCUGCCGCCGCACGCUAUACCACUCUUACGUUCUCUAGGCGUUGCAUUUCCCCCAUUUAAAUCUCUCUUGGCCUCAGAGAGCCAUCAGCUAUUGGUCGAUUGGAAGAAUUCCCUCGUUUCCCUUUCCAGUCAAUGUAAUACCAAAGAACUUGCCUUGGAUCUCUUCAUGAGUGAUUCAAUGCCAUUUCGUGGUAACGAAGCAUAUCAGAGAGCGUUGAGGCGGAAUUACAAGCUCUUUACAAAGCCUCUAGAAUGUCUUAGUGGCCUUUACGAUCUAUUCAUCUAUUUGGAAUGGCCAGAAGGUUCCACUUCCCAGAGCAUGGUGGAGUAUUCUAAUAAGCUUGAAAAAGAGAUAAUGGGCGCAGACUAUAAUUCGAAAGCUCGAGGCAAAUUUAUUCGACUUCCUCAAUUGUGGUACGACGGUGAGUGCAGAGAAGGCCCUGUUUUCACAGCAAAUGGCCGACAGAUUUGGCCUAGGAUUUAUGAGAAAGCUGCUUUCGAUACUUUUCGUACGCCGUCAUAUACGUAUAUCUAG